Messenger RNA from Lymnaea stagnalis (great pond snail), 43809 nucleotides. Lineage: Eukaryota; Metazoa; Mollusca; Gastropoda; Lymnaeidae. The record is from the annotation of a GenBank genome assembly.
GUUCACUUCUUCAAAAAGUUAAAAGAGAGGGAACCAACUGUUAAAGUAAGAGUUGCUGAAAGGUUAGUAUUGUUGCAAUGUACUGCCUGAACUUAGUGACCUAACUGUCCUGCGUUGGUGUCAUGUUGUCUGACUAUGUGCGGUGAACUAUUUUAAUGAACUUCUAUUCUAAAUGUUGCCAAAAUUGUUUUGUUAGCUAGAGUGGGUGGUCAUGUGAUGUUGGGUAUAACAGUAAUGUAGAUUUGAGAAUAAACUUAGUUGUCACUCACACCACAAUUUUGAGUUCAUGUCCAUUUAUUCUAUUACAUGGUGUCAUGUGGUCCAACUCCAACCACCGCAACAGCAAGAAUUACAUGGAAAUGUUGCUGUGCAGUGGGUACGACUUAAGUACAUGUAGUCAUUUAAAAACAUACAAGAUUGUCAGUGCACUGAAUACUAAAAGUAAAGAGGUGCAUGUGAUAGGCAAUGAUGUAUGUGAUAGGCCAGGAUGCGCGUGAUAGGCAAUGGAUCCAUGUGAUAGGCAAUGAUGCGUGUGAUACUCAAUGAUGCAUGUGAUAGGCAAUGAUUCAUGUGAUUGUCAGUGAUGUAAGUGAUAGGCCAGGAUGCGCAUGAUAGGCAAUGGAUCCAUGUGAUAGGCAAUGAUUCAUGUGCUGAUUACUAUGCAUGUGUUAGGACAGGAUUCAUUUGAUUGUCAGUGAUGCCUGUGAUAGGCCAUGAUUCAUGUGAUUGUCAGUCAUGCAUGUGAUAGGCCAGAAUUCAUGCGACAGUCAAUGAUGUAAGUGAUAGGCCAGGAUGCGCGUAAUAGGCAAUGGAUCCAUGUGAUAGGCCAGGAUUUACGUUAUAGGCAAUAUGCAUAUGAUAGGCUAUAAUGCAUGUGAUAGGCAAUGAUGCAUGUGAUAGGCCAGGAUGCAGUCCAAGUUUUCAAUACGUCACUGUUGACUGACAAAGAAUGUUACAUAAAUAAGUCGUGCAGCACUGUCAAAUGUAAUUUUUAAAAUUCUAAAAUCACCUUCAUCCAAGAACUAAUGUAUCAAUCGAAAGACAUGUUUUUUUUCGAAAAGUAAAAUUGACAGAGAAACCUUUGUUAGUUUUUGAAACCGACCUCAAACCCAAAGCAAAGUCACGUGGAUUCGAAAGUCUGAAAGACUUGUUGAUAAGGGACAGUAUCAUAGGGGCAAUUAAGAGUGACAGCGAAAAUACUUGACUUGACCCUCAACAAAUUAGAAAACAUAUUUAGGACAGCUUAGACAAUGGCGCGGCAACUAAAACUAAUGAGUGAAUUACUUGCUGUACAUGGUACACGCUGCUAGAAAAUUUCCAGUAUCAUUCCUAGAUGACCUAAAAAAAAAAAGAAGGAUUUGAGUGCAUGGAAAGGCGUCAUUAAGAAGGUGGAUGAUCACACUGCAUUAAUCAAUCAACUCGCUGAUUAUUGUUUUUAUAAAAAGCGGUGGUUUAAGGAUAGGUCUUGAUCAUACAUACUUUAACACUACAUUAAAUGAGGACAAUACCAACCACCCACCAUUAAAGAAAUGGCUAACAGACUUGGUGGCAGCAAGAUUUUUACUGUUUUGGACGCUAACUCCGCUUUUUUUUGGCAAAAUAACCUAGAAGAAAACUAUACUGACCGUAAUUCAACACACCUUUUAGAUUGGACAAGGUGUGCGACAUUCGCUUGGACUCAUUUUAUCCAAAACAUAUUUGCUAUAAGAUUACGCAAGGUUUUAAAAAAAAAUUGAUAACUGGUAGAAAUUUGAAAAUAAAACGAUGCAGAUUUGUAGCCACUUCUGGAUACAGCAAGAGAGAAAGGGAUCAAUUCAACCAGCUACAUUUUGUGUAUGAGUCAAGGAACAGUAAAAUAAAAUAUCAAAUCUCAUCUACGUCAGAUAGAUAAGAGAGGUGGCCAAAAGUCGCCUAUUUUACUGAUCCACUCUGCGGGCAGUUUUCCGGUUUCAUCCCAGGACACCAAAGCAAAUUAUUACAACUAAAAAUAGAAUAAAAUAAAAAUAGUUUCUAAAUGAAAAGUAAUCUCCGAGAGAGCGGCAAAAGAAUGGUAAAAACCUAAAUUUGGCAUGAUCGCCGGAAAUCCAAAUAUUAUAGGAACCACUGAACAAGCACAUUGAAGAUCCGGUGUAUGAAUUAUUACUGUACUACUGCGAUUACUGAGUAUUAUUGAAGUGAUAUCUAGCUAGUUCAUUUGUGAAAAGGAAUUACAACAAUUAUGACGAUAAUUCCUGCACAACAUUGCGUGAUAUUUUUACAGCAAUGUAAAUAUAAAUAAGCUAUUUUUGGACUGUCAGAUGGAGCUGAAACUCUUCACUACACUGGCCUUUGCGGAGAAUUAAUAAUAUAGGACAAAUGGAAAUAAGACGAGCAAGACGUCGCUGCCAAUAUUCACACUUAAAUGUGUGAUUAUUGGUUGGGGAAUUGGAGUGAGUGAUCAAAUCAUGUUGGCUAUAAAGGAAUGUAGUUUAUUGAAAAAUGUCAGUUGUUAAACAGGGCAAAUUCAUGAGUCGGUAUUUUAUUCAACUAUUACAGUAGCCGUUAGCAGGCCCCACAACUCGAGGCAAUCCGUCAACCGUAUCUCCUUGCAACGCAUCAGAUUUAAAAGUCUGUAGAAUCUCAGUUUCAAAAAACAAUACUUUUACUCCAUAGACAUGUAUUCCUUUAGGCAAAUAUAAUGAUUUUGUUAAAAUUUCUGAAAAGAAGUGGAGUUGCAAGUCAGACUUUGAUCCCCUUCCAUUUUGUUUUAACAUGCAUCUCUAGCCACCUAUCAAUCAUAUCCCAUCUUCGCUUAUUAGGAUAGAAUCACGAACCUCCACAUAUAUUCGCUAAACUCACACCAUUUUUCACUACCUUACAAUAUGUAUUCCAAAACGCUUUCUUGAAACCAGAAUAUUGUCGUACCAUCCCUUGCCACAAUCGAAUACUUUUUUUGUUCUACAGACACACUAAAAUUCCAACCUUGUGUAUACUCUUAGUCUGUAGAGACCAACUCAAAAGAAAAAAAAAAGGACAUGCACAUUAAAAUUGACAGAUAAAGUACUAAAAAAUCGAUAAAAGGUUAAUUGUUUGAAACAAUUUGACCCCAUCAUUAUAUAAACGUACGCUGGCGGUGUCACUACAUAUACCCACAUAUAAAUGUUUUGUAUUUCUGCUAGUUUAAAAAAAAAAUCGAUUUUAAAAAUAAAUACAUAUUAGAAGAAAAACAUGCAAGACGCUCCCAUAAGAAACUAUGUAGUUAGAAUUGUAAGGGUUGAAUUGAAGGGUUCCAGUUGUUUGAGGAGAGGAAAUAAAGGGUGGGUCUUUUUGGGAAAGAUUGUUGGAAGGUAGCUGGGUUGAGGGUUUAGAUGGCGAGGGUAGGGCUUGAGAGGUCAGGGUUCGGACCGUUCUGCAUUGUAACUGAGGUGGUGGAUAAGAUAGCGUGAUUAUUUUGGGAAAUAACAGCUGCUGGAAACUGGAUGUUUAAAAGAAACGGGGAAAGAGAUCUUUAAAAUUGAUUUUACAUUAUUCUUUAUUUAAGUAGGCCUCAGAGUGACAAUAAAAGAGGUGAAGUUUUAAUUUGAGAUGACAUAGAACCUAAUGUUAAACUUUGGUUUAAAAGUUUAGAAUUAAUACAAGAGCAGAACAUGGUCGGGAAAUACCUUGAAUAACAGUUGUAUUGAUGCGCGACAGUUCUUUUGAUAUUAGGUGCACUGUGGAUGCGUGAGAGCCCUUGCGAUAUACGAUGUUAACACGAUACAAACUUCAAUGUGUUGUAGAAGUUAUAAGGGAUUUGGGAGGGUGGGGGCUAGAGGCAGUGAAGGAUGAAUGAUUCGCUUGGUUGAAUGGAGUUAUAAUAUGUUACACUGGCAAUACAAAUUGGAACAUCCGCUUAACAUUGGAUGAUAUCUGCCAAUUAUGUAUCAAGAAAUAUUAUCUUUCGUUUUAGAAUAUAACUAGCGGAUAUACCCGGCAUUUACGGGGAUAUCAUCCGGAACGUAGGAACUUCUACAGACUACAGCCUUAUAGUUAUUCCGAUCCCGGUGGGAUCACAAUCCAAUCGGUAUGUCGCUCCAGUUAGUAUACCGUUUCCCGGUGUGAUGGGAAUCCCUCAGGUUCCCUAUUCAGGUAUUAUCCCAAUCCAAUCGGUUGUCCGAUCCUGAUGGUAUCUCGGUACCAGCAAGAUAACAAUAUCAAUGGGAUCCCGAUUCCGUGGUUAAAUCCCGUCAGCUGUCAGAUCCACAGAUCUCCGUGGGUUUCAGUUUUCCGAUAGGAUUCCGAUCCCGUCAGUAUCCCCUUUUCCGGGGGAUACUCUUCUCUGAUAGGAUCCCAUUUCCUCAUAGGAUCCCGAUCCCACUUUGAUCCCGUUACCCGAUUGGUUCGCGUUAACGUUCUUGUUAACGUUCCUAUAAUCUUUUACAUCCCUUUAAAUAUCCCUCUGGAACUAUUUAGAAAUUUCCAGAAAAUUCUAGAUUACAGUUAAUAACCUCCUAAAUUGUGUAAACAAUAACUUUAAGUAAUUAGUUUUUGAACUCAAAACAUUAUACAACUAAAUGCACUUCUAUAGCUAUAAUACAUUUAAGCUUAAAGAGUGGGUACAGUGGGGGCCGAUUCCAUAUUUUUUGCGAAUCAGUUUUGCCUGAGAUGGGGAACCGAAUAAAAAUCAUUCAGAUAAAUUAUGAAAUUAAAAUUUGUCUGAUUAAAAUGGUUUAAAAAUGCCAUAGAUAUAGCUUUAAAUUUAUCGAGCUUUCUGAAAAAUUCUAGAUUAAAUAUUCUUAGUUUUAAAUCCACCGAAAUUUCAAUACGGAAAAUGAACGGAAUUGUAACCAAACUAGGCCUAUAUCCAUGAAUUCACAUAGAAGCUAAAAUAGUGUCUAGGCCUAUUGAUAUUUAUAUAGCUUGUAUAAAUAUAAAUGAAAUGGGGCCCCCAACCCUAGAGGAAUAGGUAUUUUGAGUUCAGUACCCCUCGGUAUUUGAAUAUGGGUAAUCAGUUGUAUGUUUACUAAGUUUGGUCAAGAUCCAUCUAUUCACGUAAGCGUAUUAAGCCUAUUGAUAUUUAUAUAUCUUAUACUAGAAAAAAUGAAACGGGGCCCCCGGCCCAAGAGGAAUGGAUAUUAAGUGUUCAGUACCCUUCGGUACAUGAAUAUUGAUAAUAAAUGGUUUGUGUAAUAAGUUUGAUCAAGAUCCAUCUAUGUGUGUAAAAGUAAUUGUUGUUAAUUGCUCAUAUAAGAAAAAAAAAACACGAUUUUUUAACCCUGGGUCCAAACGGAUUGUUGUAAAAAGUUUAUAAACCCUUAAGGGUUCCUUCCAGAUAAUGAUGGAUAUAUGUGCCAAUUUGUUCAAGAUAUAUCAAUCCAUGUAAAAACGUAUGUGGAAAUCAUCCACCCAAAAACAAACAAACCUUCACUAUUAUAUAUGAUAUGAUAUAUGUCUAACAUUUGACAAAAAUUACCUUAAACAUAUUUUUACUUUUUCUGGGAUUUUAAAGCUAUAUGGAGCACUCCAUGCAGCUAUGUCAUAGGGGGUGAGGUCGACAGGAUAAAACCAAAUGGAAAAUUGAAAAUUUGACACAAUUUGCCGUGGUUUCAUUCCUUUAUCCAUAAAAUCAUUAAGUUUGUGAGGCCAGAAUCAGGUCGAGAUUUAGGUUCUUUUACUCCAGAAAAAAAAAAUUAAAAAUAAACUUGUAUUUCAUUUCCUCAUUACUGGAUGUUUUAUCUGAAAAUGAACUAUUAAUUGAAAUAGCAAAUAUUCGAAUGAAGAUUAACGCAACAGAUAUUAAUUUCGAUAGUGUUAACGAGCGAUGAAUUGUUGGAAAUUGUGAACUCCCAGCUGAAUAGGACUUCCUAGAAUCUCUGUCAAACCUCGCACCUUCAAUUAUUUCUCACCAUAUGCUAGUCCGUGACUCAACCUUUGAAAACUAUAUAUCUCAUGGGACAGUCGGGUGCUUCUAGCUGUUUGAUGUAUUCAUUUGAAAAUGGAAGUGAUGCAGUGAACAAUGUUGAUUAUGAUGAAGUUAUUGACAUGUUUGUUGAAGUGAUCGACAGUUUGUUAUCCUUCGAACACCAGGCACGUACAAUUUUAAACUUAAAUUUUAAUAUAAAAAAAAAAUAUUUAAAAAAAUGUGUUUCGCCAAGAAGGAUUUAUUUUAGUUAAGUACAAAAUAUAUUAAAUAAAACAUGGCACGACAUGAAAUUGUUUGGGGAGCAAUUCUACCAGCGGACUGUACGAUCUGGUCAACAAUUACUCCAUGAAGAUCAGAGGGGAGGGGUAGUCAGAGAAAAGGAAAAGUAGGUGGGGGGGGGGUUACACAAUGACAUUACCGAAACCGGUGGCGCCAACCACAUUGACGCCCCUAAAUCCGUGUAGAGAUAAAAGAGUCUGAAACAAUUAAAACUGUUUUAAAGAUUAAACAACAAACAAAUCAUUAAGGCUUAUUUCAGCUCUAAAGUAAUUAAACACAGCAACAAAACAACAAACAAAACUGCAGCGAGGUAAAUAAAUUAACUCAAAGCUUAUUUCCCACUUUUUUCAUUGAUUCAACAUAAUGCCCAGUGCCACUAGUAAAAUUCCAGCAGCUCUAGAAUUUCAUCUCAGACACACCUGCACCAAGUUAUUUUACGCUUGGAUACACACAAAUCUAAACACGCACAUUAUUGUUUUAGGGACUGAAAACGUAAACGUUAACUUUGAAAUCUAGGUCAACUUAACUCAAGCAGUAUGUCGUAGCUGUCACAUAAACGUUCAAUUUAUUUCUUGUGCUUAGUCUGCCAUGGCGCUGGCUCUUAUGGUGUCGCAGGUGUGUUUCUUUACACAAUUGUUACUGUGUCAUUUUUAACGUGUCGUCAUUUAAGAGUUACAUAUACGUACAGGAAUUUCAAACCUUACGUUAUGUUCCUACUUGGGACAUAUAUGUACUUUUCUGUUACGUUGCCUUUUUUAAAAAUAAUUAGCCCAGCUAUCUAUUAUGUGUAUCUGAAUUCGUUUAUGAAAGCAAACGUAUUCUAUUUUAAAACGAAAGAUCGUGGUAUUGAUUUACCUACAAUAAAUGUACAAGGAGGAAGUAAAACAAGAUAAGGUUUUACACAUAAUGCUGAAUAGUUUUUUAUAAACUGUUGUGUGGUAUGCCACGGAUUACCAUUUCUACACAUUCAUCGUAAAUGACGAACACGAGAGACAUGAGUGGUUACAUCAAAUCAAAUAGUGAAAUGAUCUAUUCAGAGCAUGUGUUACCUUUAAUGCAACAAACACACAACGUGUUAACGUAUUUUUAACAAUUCUUUCUUAUGUAUUUGAACUAAACAAGAACUCAAAGAAGCGUAAGUGAUCAGGAUGCGUGUGACUACCCUGCAAGUUGUGAUAGUAUUCUGUUUACUCUGUGUCAUCACACCUGUAGCGUCAGGUAAGCUGUUUUUUAUUUAUGGACAUAUAUCUCGGAAAUAUUGAUAAACAUAAAACAAAACGUGUCUUAAUAAAUAUAUAUAUAUUUAUUAUUGAAUUUAUACAUUUUUGUCUAAGAACACAUUUAAUCUAAAUUUAGGUUGCGACACUGGAUGGUUUGGUAAUAGUUGUCAGUACCAAUGUCAUUGUAGUAGCAACUAUUGUGACGACAGUGGGGAGUGUACAGAUGGCUCAAAAUGUGACAGUGAAUGGUUUGGACCAGCUUGUCAGUACCGUAAGGAUGAAUUCCCAUUCUUUUAAUCUAUUCAGUUAGUGCAUAAAUAGUAGAGUACAUAAAUUCCACAACCAUUUUAACUUAAUUUUUGAAAAUAAAUUAUAAAUUUCAUUGAAUUUAAAGAAGGUAGAGAAGUGUUCCCGUGCUUCUUUCAUGGGUGUUAUAUUUAAUCAAUGAUGAUAAUACAGUUGGUGUUUUUUUUUUAUUUUCGCUGCACACUUAUAAUACACCUAACCCAUAUAGUCAAUGAAAGCUUGUCUUCUGUCACUGUUCCCUCUAUUUAUAAGUCCCAAAGACUUGCACAAAAACAUAAGGUGAACUAUCGUUCUUUUUCUGUCCCUCCAAAAAACGAAAUUCUCUUCCAUUACACAUCCACAAUAUACCGACCAUCCCAGCCUUCAAAACUGCACUAAAAACACAUCUUUUUAAAUUUUACUUUCCUGACUAAUUCCCACCUCUGACCGAAAAACGAUGCUACUGGGUGUCGUCCAUGGCGUGACAUGUAAAUAGUUUUAAAAUAUCCAUUUGUUUUGUUUCAUUUAAUUAAUGUAUGCCAGUUAAUUUUUUUAAAUUUUUUUUUUUAUUAUGUUUGUUAAAUUGUAUUUACAGCGUGGUGAGCCCAGACCUAGGCUAAGGUACCACGCUAUAUAAACCACUUAUAAUAAUAACAUAUAAACAUAUAGCACAUAUUGCACUUUAAAUAGUUAUCAGAGUAAUUGUGCAAUUUCAUAUAAUAGCCACAAAUAAAAAUAACAGCUUUAAAAUGUUAUUAAACAUGGACUAUAUGCUUGGUAUUAGGUUUUGGCUGUGAACCUAUUCCAUAUUUAUUCAAUGUAGGCAAGAUAAAAUUCUAUAUUUAAAUAACAUUAAAUUCUACUUUCUUUAAACACAUAGUUUCUUUAUUUAUGAAUAAAACAAUAUAUACAUUGGAAUGAAGGUGCCAAAGUGUUCCACUUGCAAUAAAAUGCCGUUCUACGACAUGACAACACAGAACAUAUUGCCUAGAUUACAAGGAUUACAUAGUUAUAAUUUUAUUAUGAAAAAAUUGCAAGAUGAAUAACCAGUUACAACGUUUUUCGUAGAGUUUGGAUACACAAGUUAAAAGACAUUUUUAAAAAAAAUAAUAAAACGGAUCAUUUGUGAUCUAUUGAAGAACCGCGGUUAUAAGCGUACGAAUGAAAAUCUUUAAAUAUUGUGUCACACAGAGACAUUUGUUGUAAUCAAUUGUAUUCCGUUCAAAUGGUAAACAUUUUUUUUUACAAGUAAUUUUGUUCAAUUGGCAUGUUUGUUGCAGAGGACUUAUUCUCCUUUGCUGUGACAUCAACAGUACCAACAAUUGACCAGCAUACCCUUAAAGACCGAGAUGACAAUACAUGUUUGAAUGGAAAUAUGGAAAACAUAACAAUAAACUUGAACUCUAGUUACACCAUUACAUGGAUCAGAGUAACUGUAAAGAAUACGGGUAGGUUUUACUCUUUAUCGAUGUAAAUAAACCUUAAGAAGAUGUAAACAUAAGUUUUUUUAAGCUGACAUAUAUAUAUAUAUAAUAUAUAUUUUUUAAAGAACAUUUUUAAGAGUGUUAAUUAAAGGUUACACUGAAAUAGGUAGGCAAUCGUUAAACAACCUUUUCAACUAGUAACUAGAUUUGCUUCAAAAUAAUAAUUGCUCCAUGGAAUAUUUCUACGAUUUAAAAUGAUUUCUUGAUAUGAUUAUACAGAAACCUCGCUCGACAAAAACGUAAAACUCUAGACACUCUAGGAAAUGGUAAAUUAGAUGCGGUUAUUUUAAAUUAGAAUCUAUAAAUAGAUAUUUGCGUUUCUGAAUUGUGAUUUUUUCAUAAUUUAUUUUUAUUUUUCUACAUAAUAUAGACAACCCAACAACUUUUCAGGCUAUAAAAAUAACAAAAAGUAAAUAUAUUUUCAAAUAAGGGGUUACAGAGUUUUGCCACGUUUCAAUAAUUUAAAUAAAAGCUUGCACUUUAACCUACGCCUUACUGCUUAUCAAUAUGGACUCUUCUACACCAAAUUAGGGAUUUUUUAGCAACUUAAAAAAAAAAGUGCAACAAAAUAAAUAACAAAAAAUCACAAAAUAAACUUCUUCGUUAUAUUUAAAGAACAUGAUAUAGACUUAGAAAAACAUAAGAGCUAUUAUAGGGCUAUUUAUGUAAUAUUAAGGACGUUAUAGAAAAUUAAACGUAAAUGAUAGAGCUUAAAACUACUUAAAGAUAUUUUAAGAUGGUUUUACAUUCAUUCAUCAAUUCACUUAGAGCUCUAUAUUGUUAUCUUAGAUUUAAUUUUUUUCUCAAGCUUACUCAAGACAACAUGAAAAAAGGGCCUGGGACACCUAAAGAAAUUAUCAGCGAUAGACAUUUUUAGGUUCCAAUAACAUAGGCAAUUGUCACCCUCUGGAAAAUUAUGGGAAUAUUUAAGAAAACAGACAAAAAUUAGCCCCUGUGUGAUGAUUAAACAUCGUACCCACCUUGAGCCGGCCAUGACUAAUGGGGUGAAUAUUAUGAGCUCCAACCCUACAGUUAUUAAUAUAGAUUUUCAUGCGCAUGUGUACCAGGUUUCCGCUACCCCACAGACAACUGCUAUGCAAUGAUAAUAACGGUUAAAGCCCCAAGACAGUAAGUCCCUAAUAACGCAAAAGCACCAUUUAAGCUUGGCCCUGAACUGUGGGGUAAUUCUAAUCUAAUGUACAGCCACCCUAUACCACUAAAUAAACCGUAGUUUCCUAAAAUAGUUUCUUUUUUUAUAUUUAAAGAUUAUAAUUUCAUUAAACUCUCAUAGCUUGUUUAAAACGUUAUUUCAAAUAUAUGUUGCUAGUUCAAUAUUCUGCAAACAUAGAAUCAAGUAUUUAUUUCAAUUUAUUGCACCAAACAAGACCUACCGGUGGCGUACCGUGACUAAAUCCAACCCCGGGGAACUCCUGAAAAGGCGCCCUUUACAAUAAUUCGUCAGUGGAUCUUGUCCCCCCCCCCCCCCCCCCCCGCACUCAUUGUGCACCGUUGUGCAUUCUUAAUCGUUGUUUACCCCUUGUGCGAUUAAUUACUUUUGCACCAAAUGCACACAAAAGAAGACGUGCCUAAGUCAUUGAGUUUAAUAUAAUAUAUAUGGUAUACCAAACUGUCACCUCCUAUUAAUACUUAGCAAUGGUGAUGAAUCCUAAACAUUAGAAAAAAAACAAAGAAAAUAUUGUUUUUUUUUAAACUUUCAAAUCAGGGCAUAGAUCCCGGGCUUUGUGACAUUAAUUAAAAUAACAUGGUUACAGGGUAAAAGAAUCCUCAAAAUCCGGGCAUGCGAAAUUAAUUAUUGUAGAUUCUGCCUCUCUGCAUGUAUUUUAACGCACGCUAUAGUUCUGUUUUUCCCCAUAUAAUCUUUAAGAACUUUUUUAACGGAUCUUUUAAAGCGCCACGAAAUUUUAUAUAUAGAUAAUACUUAUUUGAAAACGCACCGUUUUGAAUCAAAGCUUUAUUAAAAGUGCUAACAUCCAAAUUAAAGUAUCUCAAUCAAACCAUAUGUUUAUGGAAUGACAAUUUCAAGUCAUUUAAGAAUAAAAUGUUGUUUUUUACUAUUUAAUUUAUACAAUUUUACUAUUUUUUUAAAUACAAAUUAAGUGAUACUAGGUAUUGUGAUGAAAUGUUUCUAGAAACCACGUGUAGGUCAGGAAGUAUGACCAUAGUUCUAAUGUAUUGUAAUACGGUUUUGCAAAUUUUAUUAGUUUUAAGCUUAGGCUCGUGUGUUGAGCAAUAUGGAACAAAACAAACAAAAAAGACUGAAGAAAAUAAGACAUCAAAGCUUGUGAUACUAGAAAAAUUCAAUUUAAUUCCACUAUUAAAUGUAUAUAAAAAUACAAAAUACAAUUUAUUUAUUUAUUUAUUUAGGCAUUACCAUAAAGCUCUAAGCACUUUACAAUUAUUAAAAACAUGUAAACUAAGUAAAAUAAAAAUGAGACACUAGGAUAGUAACUACUAUACUAUAGAAACAAUUAAAAUGGUUAUAAAACGAGGACACUUUGGCAGGUGUUGGCCUAUACUACAGGAUUAACCCAAGACAGAAAAUGAGGCAGGGAAAGGAGGGUGCAUCACGUGUCAUAGGCGGACCUAAACAGAUGGGUUUUAAGGGACUUUUUAAAAGUGGACCAGGUUUCACAAUGACGGAUAUGGAAGGGGAGCUGGUUCCAGAACGUGGGCCCAUGGAAGUAGAAUGAGCAUUCACCGAUGGUCUUAGUUUUGGUUCUUGGGAUUGAGAGGGUUCUAUUGUCAAUGGAAGAGCGUAGUUGUCUUGUGGGGAUGUAAGGAAGCAAAUAAACCAAAAUAAAAAAUAUAUCGACUUACAGCACAACAAGGAAAAAAUUAAAAUCCUUGAAAGAUCUAGAAAAUAAUUCCUAGAAAUUGCAUCCCUUGAUAGCAUUUUUUAUAACAAAUUAAAACAUGAUCCAGCGUAAAAAAAAACCUUUUUUCCCGAUCAAGGGUGGAUUGGGUAAAAAUGAUUGAAGCUACCUGUUCAAUCUGUGACGUAAAUAUUAAAACAAAAAUGGAGGAAGUGAGGUAAGGUUGAUGGCAACAUAUUAUCAACACACAGGCACGAUGUCAUGUUGUUUUUUUGUUGUUUUUUUUGCAAUCUAUUUUGUUGUUCCUUUAUUAAAGAGAAGCGAAAUAAAAUAAUUACAAACAAUGAACUAGCAGCAUUUUCACACUGAGCUUUGUAUAGUAGAAGCUUUAAAAGCUGCAUACUGUAGCUCAAACGCACAUGAACAUAAACAAUCUCUCUGUACCCUAUGUCUAUGCAGGUUUUAAACGUAACAUCACAAUGAUGUUAAAUGAUGCACAAGGCUCUACAUAUACUUGCAACAAGGCAUAUCUCAUCGAUGACACAACUAUGGAUCUAGUAUGUGAUGCUCAGAUCUUAACGACACAACUAACACUGACAGGCCAGGACGUUGGAUACCUGUGCUCACUCAGUAUCAGUGGAGGUAAAAAUAUCAAAGGAGUAUAUGUAUUUUUUAAUUUAAAAGGUGAAGUCAAACUAUUACCUAUGGCUCCAUUUCUUGGUGUAUUGACAUUUUUUUACUUGAGAAAUUUUAUUUAAUCCGGCUUUGAUUAAGUUUUGUUGAGGAUAUUUCUAUUUCUAGACAAUGUUUCCAAUAAGAAUCUAUAUAUGUCACAAUCUUUAAUUAUAAAGAAUCAUGUAGGUUGCAUAAUACAUCCAUAAUUAGACAAAUCAGUAAAUAACUCGGGCACUUGUGAAUUUUUACAUAAUUGACAAAAUAUGAUAAUAUUUCACGUCUAGCAGCUAUUGUGCAAUUUUAUUUUUUAUUGAAAAUUGUUUCAUCUUCCCUAAUUAUCAACACAUUUAAAAAAAAUUCUUAUCGAAUUAUUCAUAAUGUAUGUGUCACAAACUAGGAGCAUACAAAAGUACUGCUAAUCAUUGUAUAUUUCUUGGCUAGUUUAAUCCUUAAACUUACGCACCAAUAUUCAUCUUCUUUAAAGCUAUUAAUAUAGGUGAGAUAAAUUACAAUUUGUUUGAGUUGAAAAAGGGAUGUAAUCUAAGUUUUACAAGACAGAUUAACGAAACAGAUAAAGUUCUUAAAACAAGUAACUUUGUAACGUAAUGGCACUAAAGAUCAAGGCUUUUAAACGUUAUGGAUAAUUUAAAUUAAAACCUUUCCCAUUCACCACUAUAUUUUGUAUUUAAAAUGAUUAGGUAUAAUGAGAGAUUAAAAGACAUUUUUGAGACUAAAUUGUUUAGUUAAAAGUGUUACAACCUAUUUCAGGACGCAAUGUAGCACUUAAACAAAGAGCUGUGCAAUCAAGUGAAUACAGUGAUAAAAACAUUGCCAAUAAAGCUGUAGAUGGUAACAGAAAUACAGACUUUACUAAAGACUCUUGUACACAUACAGCUGUUUUGGAUGCCCAACCAAACUGGAACGUACAAUUCUUGACCAAUAAAUUGGUAAACAGAUAUGUGUUGUUCAACAGAGCGAAUAGUAAGUACUUAUGUGAAAUGAAUUGAAUUCAUGCAAUUUGUAUUAUAUAUUUCUUUUUCUUAAUAUAAAAACACGGCAUUGAUACCUACAUAAUGUCGAUGUUUUAUUUUUUGUAUAGAAUUAUAUAUACCAUAAUUCUAAUCAUGUAACUGUCUGCGUUUUAAAAAAAUAAUUUUAUAUGCAAGUUGUUAAAUUUAAGAAAGAACAAAAAAAUGGAUUGGGAAAAUUUUUAAAAUGUUCCUUAAUUUUUAUUCUCCCUUAAUUUACACAUUAGUAACUUUUUCUCUCCUUUAUUAUAGUCACUUCUUUAAUGCUCAAUUAUCCUUUUGGCUAAGUAUUGUCUUGAUGAAGUGAAUCAAAAUGUAGAGAAAGUUGAGUCAUUUAAGUACUUAGGUUUCACCAUUAAUAAUAAGCUAACAAGGCAGGAGCACGGUCAUAGGUUGUAUAAGAAAUUAAAACAAAGACUGUGCUACCUAAAAAAAAAACUGUAAUAUUUCGGCGUAAAGAAACAAGUCAUUAAGUUCUUCUACAGUGCAACAAUUGAAAGCCUACUUAGUUUCAGUAUUAAGCUUCCUGCUGGUGUGGGAAUUCAACGUCUGAUAUUAAACACCGCAUAAACCGACAAAUCAAGAAAGCUACGAACAUAACACAAACUAAACAUGCUUCACUUGAAGAACUUUUCAAAGAAAGAUGUUAAUUUGAAUCUAAAUAAAAUUUGGAUUAUAUAUCCCACCCUCUUCAUCACAGAUACUUUGGAUCGGCCCGUUCAGGGCGAAUUCUUUCUCUCAGUGCGAGGACUGAAAGAUAUAAACAUUCGUUUGUUCCCCCAUCUGUACGAAGAGUGUUUCUUUCAGAAAUUUUCCACCGGGGGAGCACUUCAGAUUUUCGGAGUGAGGGCACUUAAGAUUUUUCGGGGAGGUAUUGCCAGCAGUUCCAGUUGAUUUAUUGUUGCACAUAUGUUUGGUACGGGGAGAACUUGGCUUUUCCCGUGGGGGGGCACUGCCCCCCGGCGAUAUAGCUGACACAGACUCUGUGUACGAUUUUACCAGAGUGCUCCCUCCUGAGGUCACAAAUCUUAAUGAGAACUAAUAAGUCCCCUAUAUUGCUAAGAGAAUUCAUUGGAUUGCUGUUUUUUUUUUUGUGUCUUUUUAAAAUUAUUUUUAAAAAUAUUUUUUUAACUUGUGGAAUAAUUUAUUAUAAAUGUCUUAUGUUUAAAUGGUAUUAUUUGCGUGCUGAAAAUGUACAAUGCAAUUUUAAAACAUUUCCAUUUUUUAUCAAUGAAAAGAUCUUAUCUUAUCUUAUCUACAAUCAUUGGAUUUAAAGAUAUUUUCAUUCACGAAAAAAUGUGAACACUUUAAGAUUCCAACCCCCAUUUAAUUCACCUUAUAAGAUUAAUUAAUUAUCAAAUUCAUUGCUUUAUUCUGAGACUUACCUUGUCGUGUGUGGGGAAAAAACAAAGUUUUGAAUAUCCGUCCCUCGUAGUUUUAAUAAAAAGUUACAUUAAUAAUAUCAUCCACGAGAUGGUAGCCCCUACAUAAGCAAUCACGUGAUUUUUCACGUCCUUCAACUUAAAUAAAAUUCUUAAGUCCCAUAUCCCUUUGACCACACAUUGUUUUAUAUUUUCUAUAGUCCCGUAUAUUGAAAUAUUAUGGUUUUUUUUUAUUAUAACAUUUAAAUAUACCUAAGUUCAUAUCAGUCACAUACUUGGGUUUUGGAAUAUUGAUAUCAACAUGAACCAAUUGCAACUUCAUAACGUUUGUUCUUAUUUGGAUGAGCGAUAGAGAAUUAGUGAGUUCUAUUUGGCUAUGAAAUUUUGCAGCACUAACUUCACUGCACUAAUUUCGCUGCACUAAUUUCACUGCACUAAUUUCACUGCACUAAUUUCGCUGCACUAAUUUCGCUGCACUAAUUGACUUAAACGGAAUUUCUUAAUUACAAGUAUUUUUAAACAUAACGUUUUUAUCCCUUUUCAAAUUUGAAUAAAGUAAAUUUUAGGAAUGAAAAAUAAGUAAAAAGUUAUUACAUUUUUGAAAAGACUAAGUAAACAUUUGAUGCGUUUUAUUAACAAUUUAAGCUGUAAUCAAUUAUAUUUAUUAAUUUCAAUCUUAAGAGGAGGGUAAUACAAUCUCAGUUAUGUCACACGUGGCUCUUAAUAAUUAAAAAAAAAACGUGAAGCAUUUUAUUUUCAAGUUUAAAUUUUGCUUCUAUGAAAUUUAAAAAAAAACUUUUUAAUUUGAUAUUGUUAGAAGAAAUUUAGAUAAAUAUAAUUUUUAUUUAAUUUUAAAAUAUUAACAACCCAUUAAAAAGCAGUUGUUGGGUUUUUCCGAUAAAUGUGAUUAUUAUUGCAUAAAAAUAAAAAAAAAAGUAUUAAAUGAACUUUUAUUAUUCAAUAUUAUAAGUUUCAAAUUCUGAUAAAAUGCUUAAAUACUUCUUAAAUUGUUAUUUUUAAUGUAUUUGUAAUUAAUUUUUAAAAUACUUAAUCAUAUAGCACAUACACGUUUAUAUACUGUAUUCUCUCUUUUUGCGCGUUUAAAUUUGAUUUCCGUAAAAAAAAAGAAACUAACUAUCAUUGUGUUUAAGAAUCCAAACCUAAUUAAAUUGCUUUGUUUAUGUAGCGUUAUGGAUUUCCUAGGUCAUUCUUAUAUAGAUGUAUGUUACCGGCAAUAUGUAAAGGUCAGGUAUUUUAUAGAAUGCACAUGACUAAAAUUUAUAAGCAAAGUAAUAAAUAUUUGAUUUUCGUGAUUAUCUUUUUCCUUCGCAUUUUAUACAUGGCUUAGGUAUUAUACGUAAUGACAAAUAUGCAUAAGCAAGGGUUCAAACAAGCGUAGUUGAAAUUAUUUUCAUUGGAAUCACAUAAUGGAUAACGAAAGAAGAAAUAUGAAAUAAGUAAAGGACAUUCUCAACAAUGAAAGCGGAAAGCAAAGUUGGCAUCGAUCCAGUUGUUGCAAGAAGAGAGGCUGGAUUAGCAGUUUUAAUUGCACUUAUUUUUUUUUUUCACACAAAGACACUUCAUGUGUCAACACUUGGUCCAUGUUCACCUCACAAAUCCUUGUCACGAGUCUAUGGUUGCUUCAGGUUGACUGAGAUAUAGCAGCGGAUUGGAGAGGUAUUUCAUUGAAGGGACGUCUUCAACUCUCAAAAAUUCAUUUUGGAAAUGCAACGAACUGGGAUCUUCCAUACAGUUAUUUCAAGAUAACUUGUGUAGUCCCAAGUUGCUGAAAGCCGUCUUCUGCCACUGUCGUAACACCUAGCAACAGAUUGCGCGAGUCACCUCUUCACUUGUCAGGAAUAAGAGCUCCCACAGUGGCUUCUAAAGGUGCAAGAGGAAAUUUUAUGUCAGAGUUCAUUAUCAUUUUGUGGGCUUGAUUGCAAGGUUCGAUUUAUAUUCUUUCCAGGUGUCUACGGCUCUUUCACUUCUUUUGAGGCCCACGGAUACUACUUCCAAGCUCAGUGCUUUUUCUUUUUUUAAACUUUUAUACCGUUUUUUUGGUUCUCUGACGAAAACUUUCUGCCCACACGUUCGUUGUUUUGUUACGUUUCUUUUUUCAGGUUUAACCCUACUCCGUUUUACUCACUUUAUAUCUCUCAAUCUUGAAACAGAGGCUGCAGAAAAUAACAACACCUUAAACACAGAUCACAUGAACAUUAUGACGACAGUUUCAGCAUGUGCGGGCACUACCGCUCUCUUUUAAGCAGACACAACAAGAAUAAGAAAUGUAAGGCCCAUCGCUAAACAUGCCGUCACAACUGUUUGUUUUCCAACAUUAUCGGGUGCUUUCCAUUCAGUAUUCUGUGUAGUAGGCUCUGUGUCUUGUACCUGGUGAUUUUCUUCUUUCUUCUGUGUUAUUGGUACGUUUUAUAUUAUUUUGUUUAGAUUUCUUCCCCAGUAUGCAUGUCUUGAAAAAAAUCAGGGGGUAGGGAAGACGUUGCGAGUGAGGCCAACUUUAGCAUUGCAGCCACACAGAGCUUUAAAAAGGCAUUCUCUUAAUCUCAGACGAAAUGUAAUCCCCCAGUGCAAUCGACAGUUUUUCAUCUUGCACCCUAUCACAUAGCAUGUAUUCGAUGUCUUGAUUAGAUCUUGAUUAGAUCUUUCAACACCGCCCUUCUUUGUGAGUGGCAUGGUCACCGUGAACGACCUUUAACUUGGACCAGUACUCCUUCGGUCAUGAGACUGUAGAAUUAAUGAAGCUACAAGCAACGUAAAUAUAUCUACAAGUGUGUUGACUACUACUUCCACCCUCUUUGAUAGUAGAUCCCUCCGAACCACAAACAUUGUGAGAGGAUUUUAGUACACCAUUAUACAUUAUAUUCCUUGUCAGGAUGGGAAUGAAAUUCGAUACGGUCGUCCUGACCAUGGGAUUUGAAUGCAGAAAAAACAUAAACUUCACCACUUUUUGAUAUAUUUUGUUUCUCUGUCAGGGCUCACAAAGAAGGAAGUAAAGUUAAAGAUCAUUACGACCAAUGUUCUUAUACUUGUGCCAAAGUUAUUUCAACAUUCAGUUUCGUCCUCCAUGUCCAUCGGCCAAGUACGUCAAAUAAUUUAGAAUCCAUGACAUAGAGCUGAAGAGCAGUGACGUGUUCUUUAACAUGAUAAAUCAAUUUAAGUUUGUUCUCUACCGCCAUUACGUCAUAGCGUUUCAGCAGCAAAUUGUCUCGUGGUUACUUCCGAGUGAUCCGAGCAUUUUUUCACACCAUCCACUAGUUUUUAGAAACUGGUUUUCGUUAAAGAAAAGCAGUGUUUAGCUAUAUUGGCUGGUACUUGAGAAAUUUCACCGUAGAACCGGCGUUGCAUGUAUACAUGCCAUGACUCAUGAUCUGAAACUACAAUUUUUCUUCCAACACCUCAGCAGCCAUCUUGAAACGGUAGCGGCAAGCGUCUUAGACGGGAGCACGAAGCACGUGUGUCGCGAUCGCCAAGCCACCGCCGAGCAAAGAAUCAAGCAUUGAUGGCGGGUAUUCUAUACAUUGCCGGCUCGCUCUUUGGUAUUGUAUAGAAUGCCUAAGAAAUGUGCGAAAUAUAAAACAUUUUAUAAGUUACCUAUAAACCUCAGAUUCUAUAAAAUUUCCCGGCAUUCUAUACCAUGCCGGAUUUCUCACAUUGCUUGUAUCAUAUAUAACACAGACAUUAGAAUACUUAUUAUAAAAUAAACAUAUGUUUAACAUUUAAUGAGUCAGUAUUGUCAAAGGGAAACGAUAACUUCCAGCAUUUCGGAACAAAUUCAUUGUGUUAUAAAUGGUUUAAAAUUUUAUAGCUGAGAUACCUUAAUAUUAUGUUAAUUGCUUGUACAUGCUAAUAAUAGCUUGUUAUUUAAAGAAGAGUAUAACAAUUUAAGGACAUUUUUUAAGUCAUUUUUACAGUUUUUCAAACAUAAGUCAAGAGAAAUACAUUAAUCAUGACUUGUAAUUAAGUAAGGAAAUUAUAAUAAAAUGUGUCUACAGUUACAGAUAAUAGUUGUUUUAAAACACCAAUGGCUAAUGAUACAUUUUAUUCAAAAGACAAAGUGUUAUUUGAGUUUGCAAUCAGUGUAAUUUGUUUUCCACAAUAUUUUCUAUAAUUAAAUAUAAUAUUUUAUUUUAAUUCGAUUUUAUAGUCUUAACUUUAAAAUGCAUUAUUCCAUGUGAAAUAAAAUUAUAGAUUCAUUAUUUUUAAAACAAAUUCUUUUUAUUUUCAGACAUGCCUAGACUCCGACAAGCAAAUAUAUCGAGUUAUAAUGCUGAUAAUAAGUUAGUGUUUAAUUACAUCUUACCGGAUGCAGAUCAAAUUGUCUUUGUUUUGACAGACGUAACAACGAAUGUUCACAAUGUCACAAUAUAUGCAGGUUACACGAAUAGUUUGAUACUAACUUUGUGUGAGGUAGAAAUAUAUGGCGGUAAGUAAAUACUUUUACGUUUCUUAUUAUCUUUAUAAAGGUAUGAGUAUUUUUUCCUUUACAUAGAAUAUUAUUACAUAUUUGGCAAAUCUUAUCACUUUAAUACUCCUUUUUCUAAAGUUUUCUCUAAAAAAAAUUUAAAAAGAACAAUACUGUGGUGACUGCAAUCAAUCUACACGUGGACUAAUGAAGAAAACGAAAUAUGAAAUCUAAAGAAAAAACUCAACAACUUUAUAAAAGUGUUUGCCAAAGGCUUCCUUCAAGUAUCAGAACCAAGAAAAACUGUACAGAUAACAUGAAACGUCAAAGGAAUUUUAGUGAUAAAGUUCUGGGUUUAAAUUGGAGAGGUGAACAAAAAGUCAAGAAUCAUUGAGUAACUAGGGCAAUGAAAAUAGCAAACAGUUUUAAUUCUAAAGCAAAAUGGUGAGAAAUAUUUAAUAACGAAAAACAAUUCAUGUGCAUCAAUCUGCAUGAUGAUAAGCCGUCGAACACAUAUCAGAGUAUUCUUUAAUCCUCGAACUGUUGCAUGGAUCAUUCUGUUGUGUGGAGUUUUUCAGAGCUUUUUGAGUGCCUUUUGAAAUUGCAUUAAAUGACAUAGAAAUAUUGAUACCAGACCCCUAUAAGAUGAUAUAUUUUAGAAAGUUAAAUGGAUGGGGAUAAAGUUGGCCAUAUUGCCUACCCCGUCAAAAAAAUUUUGGACAGUGUCCUUGAUCUUGGAGUUCUCAAGAAAGUAAAAAUCGACACAAUGUCUUGCUUUCAAGUGCUCGAAACAUCAUUAAUUUUUAUAGAUACACUUAAAACACAAUCUAAAUGUUGUAGCCAAUUCAUUUAUCUUAAAGAAAAUGUAUAGUUUGCUAAGGUUGUUAUUGCUAAUACACACCUGAAAACAAUUUUAGUAAUUUUAGGUCAUUAAAUGAGAAACUGGGACCACUUCUAAAACCAAGUACAAAAUACAAAAUCUCAGUCAAAAUAGUUAUUAUUGACUAGUAAAAAUUUAAAAAGGAACUGUGGAACUGAUUUGGGUUGUUAAACUAAACAGUUUAUUAGUUUCGAUCUAUAAUCUGCAGCUUCUGUGACUAAAAUUCAGUCAGUCCUUGCCCAACCUCCGGCUUGGCUCGAAUUCAAACAGUAACCUCAGUAGGCCUACUUCAGUAUCACUAAGACUAGUACCCAGAUUGACGAAAAGAAGAAUCUGAAGUGAGAUAUCAUGGGGAAUGUUAAAAUCAUCAGCAGUAUCACUUAAAUCCUCUCCUAAAAAGCUUUCAAAAAUAUUUAUAUUAGUUCUGGCACUGAAGGCCCGGCCACAACUUCCGCCAUUUUUACUUUAAAAAAAAAAAAGCAGCGAUAUAAAAUUCCUAUUAAAAAGCACUUAUUGUUAAGUGAUCAAGAAACAGCUUCAACAGGAAGUUUUAUUUAAUUAUUAAUAAAAGCAAACGGCUACGAUUUCGAUUAAAUAUUGGAUUGGAAGUUGCUAUCGGAUCGUGCUUUUUAUCGGCCGAUUUCGUCGGCCGACCACAGUUCAAGGGUUAAACUGGGCAAGCCCCUUUGUAAGCAUGUAGCGAAACCGAGUGGUGGGGGUUUGUGGUCCAUAGCUGUCACUAAAUUUUUAAAUUGUGUCCACACACAGUAUGAGGUUGUGAAAAAUAUAGCUUUCUUUUUGUUCCAAAAUAUGGUAAAAAUAAAUUUUAAGAAGAAAAACACAAUUUUGAAUUGUCAGAUGUGACUAGUGAAACAUCUAAGGAUGUUUUUUUGGGUGGGGGGGAGGGGGGAUGGAGGUUCCCGGUGCACCGCCCCCAUCCUCCCCGAAGUAAUGCUGUACUGGGGUUGUCACUUCAAAGUCACUUGGUCUUUAUUCUUCCGAUCUUCUCUGCUUUGCCCAGACACGAGGUGAGAUAUCAUGUUCUUCCCAAAAGGGUUUCACCCCCUGACUAAAAGAAAUAAAGCGGGUAGACUGGACCUCCUGGAAUAGGACAUUGUGAUAACGAAAUGUGAGAGUCUUUGAACAGCGCUACGUGCUGAUGGAUCGCAGAACAUGAGAUUUAGGUGUCAUGAAAAUGCAACACGUUCCUUUGCACUAAAGUGGAUGGGUACGAGUUAUCUAGGGGUAUACACGAGCUAUCAGAGCAAUACUUAAAGCCCACGACGACUGCUACCUUUUCUAUUAUAUGGCACCCUGCCACAGGUGUUGUUUCUUUUAAAUCAAUAUUUUAAAUUCGUAAUACUCUUUGAAUGUGAGUCAACUUUUGUAUGCCUUUUGAGAUAAGCUCUAUUGUAAUUUUGUCCAAAACUGUUUUUAUGUUGUUUGAGAUCUUCUCAAACGCUUCUCGACGUGCUCUUCAUCUUUACAUAUUUUUAGUAGCUCAAGUAAGAGACAUGCUUGAUUCAACAAGUAAAAUAUGAUUUAUAAUCAUCAUCAUUUAAAUGUCAUUAAAUGUAUCUGUAAAAAGCUGUUUAAUAAAUGCAAUCGUUUUUUUUUUCUAUCGAUUUUCAACAGAUUCAGUUUGCUCCACCGAUCAUUUUGGUUUGGAAUGUGACAAGUCAUGUAACUGUGAGAAAAAAACAGAGACGUGUUUUGUGGCUACUGGAGGAUGUCCAUCUGGUUGUGCUGCUGGUUUUUAUGGAGAGAGUUGCCAAAAAAGUAAAAUCAAAUUAUAACUUGGUUCAAAACGAUUUUGGUUUAAACAGAUGUACUACUUACAAGUAAUUGUUUCAAUUUUUUUUUUGAAAUACAAGUAUAAAAAAAAAUUAAAACAGGAUAUCAUUUAUUAAUCAUCUUUUAAGUGUCUUUGUUGGAUUGGAUGAGCAGUCUACAAUGUAGGAUUGUAGCUAUGUGCCGUCUUAAAGUGCACUAUCUUUAAUACUGAUAUAUUUAUUGUGUUCUUUUUUCGCCUAUUCUUAAAUAUCGGCACGAUCAUUAAGAAUUGUUAUGCUCGAUAUGUUCUUUUACUGUUCCCUCUACCUCAAUGACAAAAUUAAAGAAAACAAAACCAAAAAAAACGGCGAAAUUCAAACAAAUCACCCCAAACUUCAGUUAAUUCUAGAAAUGAAAUGAAGGACGUAACAUCCUAUUUGUCAUUACACUUUAAACAUGUUUAUCUGGAUAGCAUCAAUGUAAAAUAAUAUAUAUUAGAGAAUAUUGUUUAGUGUCUUGCAAUGUUUUUAAUUGUAACUCUAGACAGAAUAUUAUUAUGUGUCGCAUUUAAGAAACUUAUAAUGAAUAUAAAGGAUGUAAAUAAAUUAAUUAAAAAGUAGAGAUUUACAAUGGGUAAAACUGUUCCGUGUGAAGCGAAUUGAAUUGUGUCUUUGAGACAUCGCUAAUCGCUAUACUGAUAACAUGCUCCUACCGAUUCAGUUACGUAGUUUUACUUAAUGCUGAGUUGUGGGCUGCAUCACACAUUUGUGAUUCUCCCUUCCCCGAAACACAUUAGCAUAUUAAGUAAGUAUUAAACAUUAAUCAAAGAAUCCACACAACAGUAAAUCCUUAUAAAUGCAAGAGCCCGUAUAAUGCAAGCCCUUGAAAUAGGGGAUGAGGCUGAGCUAAUGUUCAACCUCUGAUAGAAUGAAAUAAACUUUAGUUUCUCAAAAUGGCACGGGACGUAUGUCCGUAUAUUUACAGAAAAUGAAUUUGUUAAAAACUUGGUUCCAAUUAUUUUUUGAUAACAUAAUGUUCUUUGAACAAUGAAUACAGCUUUGUUUGAAAUAUGUGAAUUAAACAAAAGUGCAACUGAAACCCUACUUUAAUGUAUUUUUCAAAAAGUUUAACACUCUGAAGAAAAUGUGUCUACAGAAAUUAUUAACUUGAACGACCCUUUUAGCUGAUUAAAAACAAUCUGUUUACAUUACAUCUUUUGGGAUAUAUGGAUUUUGGCCAAACUCUCCAAAGGACAAAGUAUAGGCCAGGAGAAAUCAUCUGGUCAAUUUCAGAUGUAAUCCUUCAUUUGGUUUUCUUAUUACAGAUUAGAAAAUUAAUAAACUUUCGCACAAAGAUAUGCACACUUUGCUUUAUUUAGUAGAUUCAAUUAUAUUAAAUACACAUCUCUUUCUCAAACAAUUCUGCUCAUUAUUUUUAAAAGUACUUGUCGUUCUUUCGUCACAAUAAACAAGGAUCAGCUAAUCAAAUGAUUUUGGGGGAGGGUGUGGGGUGUUUCGUUCACGCAGAGUGCGUAGGUGGCUCUCUAGCCCAAUCAAAUGCUCGAAAUAGUCUCUGCACCGACGGCAGGGGGAUAGUUGCUUUAGUCGUUGGUCUAAAGUUGCUUUUUGGGCUAGACUGUGUGACUCAGCUGUCCCUAUCCUUCUGGCUUCAUGAGAUUUAGCCCCCUUUUUGAAAGCUGAUCUCCACUUUGUUCUGUCCUGUGCUUUCUGCCGCAAUUCAAAAUAACUGAUGCUAAAGGCCUUUACUGUUGCUUUCAGUGUGUAUUUGAAUCAAUUUAUUCGCCUCCUUGGGAGAGCUUGCCUAGCGUGAGUUCAAAGAAGAAUAGCAAUUUAGGGAACCGGUUGUCCUCCUUACAGGUUUCGUAUCCGGACCAACGAAGCUAAGACUGCAUCAAGGUAGUGAAGAUGCUAGAUGGGUUUAUUACUCUAGCGAGGACCUCCGUGUCAGGCACAUUGUCUUGCCACCUGAUGCCCAGGAGUUUCCUGAAGCAUGUUGUGUGAACAUAGUUAGUUUCUUGACCUGACGCUGUUAGGCUGUCUACGUUUCACAUACGUAGAGCAAUGCCGAGAGGACUGCUGCGCUAUAAACCUUUAUCUCUGUUUUGCGUCUGAUAACUCUCCUGACUCAAAAAGUAAUACGGAGUCUGACAACAGUUGCACUUUUUUUUCCAAGACUCGCAUUAAUUCAAUUAUGACAUAUCUGGAUAGGGUGCUUUCCACGUAGUUAAAUUUUUAACCAUAUGUAGAUGCUGUCCAAUGAUGGUUAAGUUAGGUAAAUAACAGCACUUACUGGGAGCUGGCCAAUACAUCACUUUAGUCUUCUUUGUGUUGAUUGUGAGGCCGUAAAUGCUGUAGGCCUCAGAGAAGAUAUCAACGCUUUUCAACAUGUCAUGUUCUGAGGAAAAGUUGAGGGAACAAUCAUCCGCAAACAGAAGAUCGCUGAUGGAGUUUGGUGUGAUCUUGGUUUUAGCCUAAAGCUUCUUAUGGUUGAAGACUGAUCCAUCGGUGCGGAACUGCAUGGGGAGCCGGUUUUGAAGUCUUUGAACGCAUCAGACAGCUUUGUAAAAUACAUAAUACCGAUAAUACAUAAUACACAGUCUUGCUUCACAGCGUUUGUAACGGUUAAAGCUUCUUCUUCUUCUAUAUCUUAAGGGCCCACGAUCAAUUUAUAGAUCAUUUUGGCUCUUAUGCAUGUAGAUGGGAUUUGCAAUGUUUCUGUUACUGGUGUUGAUGAGGAAAUCAUGCACUAGGGGUUUGAAGGCUGGAUGCAGUAGACACAAAUGUGUCUAGUGUUGUCGCCUCAACCGUUCCUUUCGAAAGAUUGUUCCAGUCCCUGAUUGUCUUGGGCAGGAAUGAGCAGCUCGCGCCAUUAUGCCAUCAUACAGCUGACUGAUGAUUUUGGUAAACUUGUAUAGGCAUUUAUACUUCUUCAUGAUUUUCCUCGGGCCACCUCCAUUGACCCUGUAAAAAGCCUUUUUUUAUGUCGAUAAAUGUGGAAAAUCGGUCUGAAUUUAUUUCCUGACAUUUCUUUUGGAGCUGCCUUGCAGCAAACACCAUGUCGAUAGUUGCGCGUUCUUUGCGGUAGCGCAUAGUUUUUACAACGAAGACCUAGCUAUACAUAUUGACUAAGCCGGUUCAGUAGAGUUAGGGCCUAUAUCUUGCCUGUGAUGAACUUUAGUGAAAUUCCGCUGUUAUUGUCGCAGGCCUAGUCAUUUCAUAUGUGUUUGUACAUGGGGAUAAUUGAGGCGUCUUUGAGGUCUUUUGUUACAUUUUCCGGCUUCCACAUGAUCUGGAAUAAACGCAUUAUCUUAUCCGCAAGCACUGGUCUAGCUUCUUUAUAGAUUACGGUAGGAAUGAUGUUGGAGGCAGGUCCUUUGCCACCGCACAGGUGUCGGAUAGCUGUCUGUAUCUCGACCAAAGAUGGGACAGCGUCCAGUGUUUUUUUUUGUUAGUACCUGGGGCAGAAUUUCAAUGGCCUCAUCAUUAAUAACGGAAUGCGUACACAGCACACUAUUAAUAAGUUCCAACCAUCUUUCAUAGAUUUUAUUCUUGUCUAUAAUGAGUGUAGAACCGUCUGCACUAAGAAGAGGGGAAAGACUAAUGUGGUAACAUCAUAGAUUUCGUUCAGGACACUGUAGAAGUUUCGCAUGUCUUUUAUGUCUGCAAAGCCUUGAAUGUAACCAACUUUCGCACUCAGCCAGGAGUCUUGCAUCUGGUGCAGUUCAUAAUGGAUCUUGCUAUGGAUGCGCAUCAGUUCAGAUUUCUUUGAUAUUGACAUGUGAUCAUUAUGGAGGGCAGUGCACGCCAGACGUUUUUGAUCAAAUAGAAGGUGGAUCGCUAAGUUGUUUUAUCAAACUAAUUGCAGUGUUUCUUCGAAGAUUGUCCCAAGUGCUCAACAGCUGUUCUAUACACCGUCUCGCGAAAUGUGGUCCAUGCUGUUUCCGCGUCCUGGUUGUUCAAUGUGAUUUGAUCAAGGCUUUCAUUCAUCGUCAACAAAGUUUUGGCUCCCAUCAAGGAUCUUCAGCUAAAUGAUAUUUGAGGCGUUUCGGAGCUUAGGUGAUCUGAAUUUGUUCAAUGGAAUUUUCAUCUUUGAGACUAUUAGGCGGUGGUCCACCCUUAGUCAUCCUCAAGUCCUGGUGGUCCAUGUUUCUGACGAUGUCAUAAACUAUUAAGUGCCAGCGUUUUGAACGGGUGCAGCCAGACACUCUUGUUUUGCGUAGAGAAGUUAAAGUUGGUGUUUUUUAUUAGAAGUACGUGUUCAAUACAGGUCUGUCUGAAAAAGAACAAGGUCAUUGAUUUUGCAAUCUCUAUUACCAUGUCUACCCAUCAAUCCCGCCAGGAGGUGCUGUCACUGCAGACACGUGAAUUGAAAUCUACAAGAAUUAUGAGUUUGUCAGCAGUAAGUGUGGAUGAGAUGACAGUGUCCAGAUCUUCAUGAAACUUAUCUAUGGUCUCUUCUGUGUUUUUCAUGACGGUUGCAAACUGAAAAUGUUUGCAGCCUUCUUUCCAUGCAGAGGAGAAGUUUUAUUCUUCUUCUUAUAUUUUAGGGACCAACGAUCAAUUUGUUGAUCAUUCUGGCUCCCGGUUUAAAUUCAGAGUUUGCCAUCUCUUAGAUGGUUACCGUCCAAGGCUAACGAGUCCCAUCUACCCGGGGUGCUUGAGGUUUGUUGGCUUUGAUGGGGACUGAACUCCGGACCACCGGCUUUUUUUUUUGGUUUGAGACAGUUUAGACCGCUCGGCCACCCAGCACCCAUGAUACGAUAUAGUCAUGAUACGAUCAUUUUAUACCUUUUGGUGAGCUGGAGAGCAUGCUUGGAAAAGAGGUUUUGAAAGCAAAGCCAACUCCAAUUUCUCGCCUUGUCUCAGGGUCACAUCCAUUUCAGAAGAAAGAAAAGCCAGCAAUCCUUUCUGAGAGUUCGACUUUGCCAGAGAGUCAGGUUUCACUCAGGGUGACGAUGUCUAUGUUGUAUCUUUCAAAAUAAUGGGAAAUAAGCGCAAAGCGUCGGUGAGGUCCGUUUGUAGUGUCUCUUUCAAGCAGGUUACAGACGUUCUAUGUGGAAAUUUUUAGUGAAAUCGAGUUUGUCUUUGUUUUCCAACGCAAAAUUGGGUCCUCCGACCGUGUUUAGACGGCUAAGGUGUAAAAGAGCAGGCAAUUUGAUUGUACCUCUUCUACCCCCUCCCUCGUGGAUGGGGGUUAACAGUGCUGUCCUGAACAGACUGCUCAGACUUUCAGGUGGCUGCCGAACUGAACUUCUGCUCCGAUCAGUGAAGAAAGACCCUUGAGCCUGUGUCGCCUGUGUUCAUGUUUUUGGCUACGACUAACAGUGCACCACACCUCACACUUUGUUGCUAACCCGUCGCAACAGGAUUUUGGAUCAGGAGUGUUGAAUGACUUGCGUGGGUGAUUUUAUUUAAAGUGAGGAAAAGUUGCGCAGAGUCGACCUCACUCUCUCGUCCGGACCAAAUUUUUUGAAAGUUACACUUUUGGUGAACAUAUCAUGCAAUCAAAUCGAAAGGGCGUUAAAUUGUUCAUAAAGCCUAAAAAUUAACUAUAAUGAAGGCAGCUUUUAGGUUUACGUUGAUACAAUAUUCAACGCAAAGUCAGUUCCAAUCUCCAUCUGUGUAGUAUAAACGUGUUAAUUUCAAAUUACAUAUUAAAAAUAUUUCAAGACCUGACUAUCAUCCGAGACCGAAAAUAAUAUUUGAAAAAGACAAGUAAAACAUUUUGAUUAUGUUUCAUUAGCAUUGGAUACGCCGUGAUAGAGUUUUUGCUAAACCAAUCUUGAAGAAUACAAACAAACGCUUAUAAUGUUAUUCUUUGUGUAUUACAUUUUUAAAUUUUCUGCUAAGUCCAUUUUUUUAACACAGCGGCUACAAAUUACUCGUAUUUUUGCUCGGAUGUGACGCAAUAGAGAUUUAAUAUGUUAUCAACUCAGAAGUUAAUUGUAUAUUUUUUUUCAAUUAUUAAAAAUAUUAUUUUGUCAAUCAUAAGUUUAUGGUUGUGUGAAUUGUUCAUAAUGGUUGUCAGAUUGUUCCCCGGGCAAAUGGGGCGUGGACUGUAUUAACCAAUGUAGUCAUUGCAAAAAUAAGACAUGUGACAGAUUCCAAGGGACAUGUAACCUGGGAUGUGAGGAUGGAUACAAAGGUGAAACCUGUAAUGAUGGUAAGUGAUUUACAUAUAAGACAAGGUCCGAAUAUCAACUACUUCUUUCAACUAUUUUUUUGGGGGUAAAAUUUUUAUAUAUAGUUGAUAUUGUUUUCAUUCUUUUUCUCUCUUUUCAUCUUAUCCAACUUUGUCUUUUAUAUCAAUUUUUCUAUGUAAUACCCACACAAACUAUACACACACAUUAAUUUUUUUGCUAUCGACAUUUUGAUCUCAAGAUAUUUCUUUAAUUAAUUUAUUACAUUUUUUCCCUCAAGUUUUGUCUAAUUAAUCAUAAAUAGUUGUAAUACGAUCUUUCUGAAAUAUUUACAAAUGUGGGUAACUGAAGAUAACAUCUUUAUUCCAAAGAAUGUUCAAGUUUUACAUGGGGCAAAGAUUGUUCAAAUAAGUGUAGUCCACAAUGUUUCAAUAAGUCGUGCAACAUCACAAACGGCGUCUGUCUGUCUGGAUGUAUAGAUGGGUACACAGGAGACACGUGUGCAGACGGUAAGGUGUUUUAACACCUGUGUUUAUUUGGUUUGGUCUUUUAUCUUCAACAAUUUUUGUCAAUAUUUGAAAAUAAAAAUCCAAAGUCAUUUACAGCUGACAUCUGACUUGGAAACUCUGAUCGCAUAAACAUAAGAAAAAAAAUGUAUUGUCCAAAGUGCUAAAAAAAAUUAUUUAAUGUGGUAAAAAAAAAAAAUGGAUAAUUAACGUGUAGCUUUUUUAAAGUAAGAAUUAAAUAUUAAAAAUCAAAUUCUACUAAGUUAUUUGGAAGUCAACACGGCAGGAUCGCCUGAUUACAAAUCUCGUAUUUAUCAUCUUCUGACUUUGAAAAUAAUCUAGCGUAUAUCCCUAGAUGCACAAAAACUAUAGUAUUUCCUCAAAUUUUUAAUUAUUAUUAUUUAUAUAUUUUUUAUUAUGGUAAAAAUAUUUUUUAAUAAUUCAGCAAAUAUUUUUUUUCAUAAACUCAUUUUUAAAAAAAAAAACGUAUUGCUAUUAUGAUAGGGGGUGUAAAAAUUAUAAGAAAAAAUAAUACUUUGAAUUAUUAAUCUACUUUUUAUAUUAAAAUAUUAUACAACAAGAAUGUCCCAAUUUGACCUGGGGCUCUAAAUGCUUCAACAACUGCAGCCGUCACUGUGCUAAUAAGACAUGCGAUAAAAGUGAUGGGACCUGUGAUAAUGGAUGUGAAGCUGGAUAUUCUGGGCAUACGUGUGAUCAAAGUGAGUAGUGAAGAAAAAAAGAAGUAUCUAAUAAAAUAUGUGUCCUUUUUAAUUAAGCUAUACCCUUUUCACCAGCUUCAAAAACAUUUUCAAAAAGUUUUAAUGCUUACACAACUUAAUGCUGUUUGCAAAUAUCAUUUAAAAUAUAAUGUUACAAGAUAAAGAUGGGGUAUAUGAUUUUUAUUACCAAAUCAACAUUUUGCUUUUUUUUCCUGAAGAUAAAAUGUGUGAAAUUAUUUUCUAGAAAUAGAUUUCCUUUCGGGUUGAAAUAAUGUUAUGGGGUAAAGGAUAUCUGUGGACAGAGUAGGGGAAAUAUUGGACAUUUUAAGCUAAGGACGCGGUAGAGGAAUAUAGGACAUCUAGGAAAGCGUGUGGAUGUUGGACCUUGAGUGCAGAAGAGUGUUAGGGACAAAACAUAUAUUAACAAAUUACGGAUAAACUACAAUAUUUAUUACAAAACGCUGUCUAAAGCAGAAAAACAAACAAAUAUGUAUACAUUUGGUCAUUCAAGUACCCACUUAAGUAAAUAUUUUUUAAUCUAUUAAAAAGUUAGCUAUACGUCAUUAUUUAUCGACCCAUGGCUAUAAGUAUAUGUACUGCUUCUAUUGUUACAUUAAUUUGAUGAAUUAAUUGUUUUGAAAUAACACCAAUGUUAACAAGCAAUGGAAAUUGCGUUCAAAAUUAUUCUUUUACAAUAUGAUUAUAAUUAUAUUAACAUCAUGAUCAUUAAUACUGUCCUUACAAGUACAUAACUUGUUUUUUUUUUCAUAUUAAAAAAUGCGAUGGAUCCUACAUUAAUUUUAAUUUACUAUAAGAUGUAUUUACACUUUGGUACAUUAAUAUAGUGAUUUAUUUAAAAUAAGUACAUUUUGGUUCUACGGCUAUCUCAGAUGGUGUUGAAUUGCACUUUUGUACCGUCUGCAACAUUUUUGUCAACAAAUGUUUCAUACAUUGAGGGAUAAGAUUCAGUGGCGUUGCUAGUUGGUUGCGGACCGCACCGGGUGGCAGCAAUCCUAGCUACGACACUGAUAAAAUUUAUUUUACCUGGAAGGUAAAAUAUAUUUUUCUUUUGAUUAUUCUGAAAACACUUUAAAACUUGUAUAAUUAGCAUGUCCAAAACUGACAUGGGGUGUCCGGUGUCUGAAGCGCUGCAGUGACCACUGCGUCAACAAAACUUGUGAUUUUGUGAAUGGGAUCUGCGACUAUGGAUGUGACGGUGUUUACAAUAACACACAAUGUCUAGAUGGUAAGGAAUGGACAUUUUGGAAUAUCUGAUAUUUUUUUUUAUAUUCUUAGCUACUUGUAAUAGUUUCUUUUUUAUUAUUUAAAACAAAUAAAGUAAAUAAUUCACUUCUUUCUUUUUUCUAUAAACUUUAAAUAAGUUUUAUCGUGUCGGGUAUACAAAGCUAAUGCAUUUCUUAAAAUAUGAUAAAUGGUGUUCUAAACUAACCUUAGUUAAGCAAUACAUAAAUUAUCUUUAACAUUUAACAAAUAGUUUGUUUUUAAGAGAAUAUAUUCGUGUUACUAACAAAAAUUUCACGAUUCAUGUUUUCAAGUAACAGCAAAUGUAUUGUGAUUAUUAGCGGAGUAUACUUGCUUGUCGUUUCUCUCUCCCCCCCCCCCUCUCUCCAGCAAAGGUAUUGUUCUUUCACAUCCUAUCCAUGUGUAAACUAAAAAUUAUGAUUCUCCAGUAGCAUUUUUAUGGAACGCUUCAUGUUCUCAGCGUGCUUGUGACCUUAAACUGAUUUGUUGUACAAUUAAGGGGCAGGGAACAUGCGGCCUGGCGAAACAUUUGAUGUGGCCCGCAAAAACGUCCGUGAACUAGGAAUAAUUUCCGUAAAAUUUACAAACUGUGAAUUAUUGCAUAUCAAAGCAUUUCAAAGUAAUAGUCACAGUGUAAAACUAAGUAUGGUAGUGUAAAAUUGUCAGACACUAGUAUUGUGAGGCUGCAUCGUCAUUAGAGUAAACGUACAUGUUUUAGUUUUAAGCAUUAGGCAUGCACACAAUAAGCUUUUAAUGGAUAUUUUAUUGCAUCCUUUAUAUUGGAAAUAACGAUUUUUGGACGUAAAAUAAUCGUCUGUGUGAAAGAAUGUGCUUCACUUAGGCUAGAGUGCGUGAAGAUCAGGGGAUAGACCCUCAUAAUGCGGUCCUUGGCACAGCCCUUUAAUAUGUACAUACUUGGAGACAGUCCUAAAACAGGUUUCUUUUUUUAAAAAUGUUUUUAAAUUAGAAUUCCGUAAUGACGAAUCAUCAUCAUCUACUGCUGCUAUUGUGGCACCCAUUGUUGUAGCCAUCGUCCUCAUCGUGGUGGCAAUAGCUGGCGUUAUUUUAUGGAGGUAAAUUAAACCCUAUAAUGUUCUAUAUCCUCUGACUUCGCCAAAGAUAUUUGUUUGCUCUUAUUUUUAUGGAAUACGUUAAUUUCUGUGACGUUUUACAUUUUCUGACAUUGUUAUUUCUAAAUAUGAAACUAUCAACAAAAUGGACAAAAUAGUAAACAUUAUUACUUUAAUGGUAUACCCUUCCAGACAUAACUAUAACAUUACUUUGUCAAUGUGAUGAGCAUUUAUAGCGCAGUGCUUGAUUUAGUUAAAAACCGAUCAUUUGACGCCAACGAUGCCGCGUAAAGUUUAAUAGCAAGUGUUCUUAUAAUGUGCAUAUAUUGAAACUAUUUUGGUGUGACUUCCCUUUAUCCUAGACGAAGACGAGACGGUAAGAAGAAAGUCACCAGAGAACUGGUACCGAAAGAAUUGAAGCCCAUCAAGCAAAAUAAAUUAAACACUGCUGGUGACAACAAUGCAUCGAAUCAGAAAGGCAAGUUACAUAAACAUGCUUUGAGAUAUUGGCAAAAGCACUUUUUUUUUGUAGAUGGACAAAAAGCACAUUUUUGUGGCGUCUCGUGCCAAGAGACAGUAUUUUCUCUUUUCAAAUGUAAAAUUAUUAUGUUUCCUUAUACAAUUUAUCUUGAAUUGAGCUAAAGAAAAGUAAAUGUCAUAUUCUCUUUUGUGUGAGCUAGGUGGUAUAACGUUAACACAAACGUUACGCGUCACAGACCGCGACAGUAAACACAGUGUGUCAGCACCCGUGACAUCAAACCUAGAAAACACUUACUCCAACACAGCUCUACCCAUGGUCAAAGACACAUCUAUAGCUGUCAAUGACUUGAAUGAAUUUAUGCGUCUACAUAAACUUGACUUCUUUACGGAACAGUUUAAGGUUUGUUAAUUUUCCUUCUCUUAUUAUGAUCAUUUAAGUAUACAGCAUUGUUGAAUAGUUAUUAGUACCGCGUGUGAGCUGGUUACGGUACUUCUUUGAAACAAGAACUAAAAAAAAACAUUUUAGGCUUUUCUAAGUGAAAUGGAAUGGACUUUUUCAUUUUAAUCCCAAUAGGUAUUAAAUGGUGCCGUCUCUAUAAUACAAGACACCUUUUAGAGCAAUCCCCAACACCCUUCAUCUACAAUCUGUCACAAAUCUUUGAACCCCCUCCCCCACAACCCCCCCUCCCCAAAAAAAAAAUGCAACAGAUAAACUUAACUUUUAAACUAAAUAAAAGUUAAAAAAAAAGUUAGAGCCUAAAUAUAAAGUUUCUAAAUCCCACUUUACAGUUAAACUAAUACAUUUAUAAAGUGACAUCUUCUAAUGUUUUGUGUUAAUAAGAACAAUAAGGUUAAAAGUGUCAAUUUUAGAUUGUACGUGUAUGAUACAUUUUGUUAAAAAAUGUUUGAUGUUACAUAUAAAUGCCAUCCCUUCCCCAUGUUUCCGUCACAUUUUUGUCACAGUUUCUUAGAACACUACCCUACACCGGAGUUUGACGUACUUUAUGGACGGCCACUUAAGUCUAAAGAUAGAUGAAUCUUUCGUUAUCGUCUGCGCCUAGUUUAUUAUUGAAACAAAUACUUUUUAUAAAAUGCUGAUAUCUAUGUGAAGACAGUGACAUUUUAUUUGUAAAUUGAAGGAAUGUAUACACGAAGCCCACAUCGCAAUUUUGGAGCUCACAGCUAAUGGUUCUUAACGAUUUUUAAUUGUCUUCUUGCAUUUAUCAACAAUGACCAAGGUUAUCCGAGUACCAUUAUACAAAGUUAAAAAAAAUUUUCAAUUUGUUAGCAAAAAAGGGGUUUGUGGACUAAAGUACUUUUUAAUGCAAACUGCGAGAUAAGUUCGUAAACCGCACAAACAGUUGUGUAUUUUGUCACAUAAAUAUGCUUCGUCUCUACAAAUAGCUUGCUGAAGAAGCAUCCAGGUAAUAAUGUUAUUCUAUUAUAAAUUAAUUGUGCUUUAGAAAAACCGAAUGUCAAAGUGUUAACAACAUAACUAUAUAUAGUUAUCUUAUAUCUGCUAAAAAAAUAUUAAGUUUAAAAAGCCUCAACAUAUCUGUUUCAGAAUAUCCCAACGCCAGUGAACGUAUCUAUGGAAAUAGGACUACACAAUGAAAACAAACAUAAAAACAGAUACAAGAACAUCUGUACAUGUGAGUCGAUUUGAUCAAUCUUUUAUUUCUGUGACAACACUCUCAAAAUAAUCAUAGAUCUCAGUUACGUCUCCUGGUAAUAUCACCACUGAUCGUUAGUCUAUUAAAAUAACUAAUGUAACUUUUGUUUCAUUUACUUGCUCUUUAACUUUAAAAAAAAAUCGCCAGUUUCCGUCCCCACUCUUCCAUAAAUGUUUCUGAUUGUAUUCCAUACAAACUAAAUAUUUGGAAAAAUGUAUAUUUCUUAGACGACCAUUCAAGAGUACACCUCAUGAUAAAUACAGCUAAGCAUGAAGGAGAUUAUAUAAAUGCGUCAUACAUUGAGGUAAAUUAAGACUAGUUUAAAUGAUAAUUAUUUCAUAGAUUCAUUAAUGCUAAUACUCUUUUUCCAUUAAAAAAGAAUAAAAUGCGCCAAGACUUCUAAAUAACAGCAACAUUUAGUUCUUAAAAUUAUUCUUUAUAAAAAGAAAUUAGUUCUUAAAGUUGUAUUUUUAGAAAACAUUGCACUACGGGGCUGUGUUAAAUUGCCUCUGCAUAAAAAUUUCAUAUAAUGUUCAUUUUUUAUUUUUAUUUAUUUGGUCUUAAUCUAACAUUCAAAACUAUUUUGAUAUAAGAAAUAUUUUUAAAAACUAUUAAUCACAGGGAUUCAUGGAUAAAGAAAAAUUCAUAGCCAGCCAAGGUAAGAUCAAUGUUUCAAAUCUCUUGUCAUGUCAUUAAAGGAUACGUUAUGGCAUAGAAUUAAAGAAAAAUUGAAUACACAGAAAACAGCCAGGUUUUUUUAGGUCAAUGAAAAACAAAUUUGGUGAAAAAAAACUUCCUAAAUGUCUUCAUAUUUUUUUAUUACAUCUUUAUUUUCUCCAGCCUCUCAAUCCUAAAAUGUGACAAUUCUUUCGUUUUUAACUCCAAAUUUCAUAUAAAAUUGAACUCAAAUUAAAAAUUAAAAGGAUUCGAUGUAGGAGGCAAUGAAACAUUCAUGGCUUAAAUAUGUGGAAAAUCACAUCGAUAAAGAAAGUUUUAUUAGAAAUCAUAUCUUCAUUUUAACAGUCACAGCUAGUGUCACCGUAAUCACAGUCCUAUCACUAUUUUUUUUUUAUUUAACGUAAAUUAGGUUUAAAAAAAUGAUGAAUUGAGGUCAUGUUUUAACAGGUCCCAAUAAGGUCAUUAUCAAUGAUUUUGUUCGUUUGUUGUGGGAGCAAAAAGUAGACAAAGUUGUGAUGCUGACAAACUUAAUUGAGGAAGGUCAGGUCAGUAUAUAUAUAUAUGUACUGGAUAAAUUACCAAUCUAUUGAUUGGGAUGUAAUGGUUAAGGUGAAAUUAAUUGGAACAAAAAAUGAUUUAGCAUUUUAUAUUAUGACAUUGUUUGAAAAAGAAUGACAAAUGUCUUUUGGGGCUAUCCAAAAAGAACGUCCCUUUCCGAAAUCGGCAGGGCGGAAAAGGCUUUAAGAAAGUUUGACAGUUUAUGACCAGACGAGAGGAAACAUAAAGAUUAUACGUGACAUCACACAUUUUUAUUUGUUAUCAUACAUUUACAAUUUAAAAUCGAAAAUACUGUUAAAAUGUCUAAUGUGAUGGAUGUAUUCUGACAGAAGAUCUCAAUUUUAUACAAUUAAUACUUGAAUAGUGACAUGUGUUUUAGAUUAAAUUGUAACAAGUGGUCCAAGAUUUGUGACAGAUUGUAACAAGGGGAGGGGGUAAAAUUUCAAAAAAUUGCGUGGGAUAAUUUACGGAAGGCCCCUUGUGAAACUAGUCCAAAGGAGAAACUAGGCCAGGAUUCAUUUGUUCAGUCCGGCAGCCUGGAUCUUCGCUGUGCAGCCUCAAACACCCCUUUAAAAAAAAAAAAAAAUCUCUUACAAAUUCAACAUAAAUCUAUAUUUCAUGAAAGCAAAUAGAAUAGACACGUUAUUAUAUUUCGGAAAAAAUUGCCUAUUCUAUACAAAAAUGAUAGAUGUCGUGAUGAGAAAGGUGUAUUUGUCGAUUUGAUAAUAAAGUAAAUGAUGUUAUUAUUGGUUUAAAAAUCUUGAAAAACGGUGAGCCCGAACUCUUGGCAAUAGUAUUUUUUUAAUUUUCUCAACUCUCAAUCUUACUUUUCACCAUUCAGUGAAUUUAUCGUUUAUAAAUUUAAUGAGUAGGAUUAUAAAGUGCAUAUCAUACAUAUUUGCUAUGGAUCAGAUAAUGUGCAUAACAUACGACUUUGCUGAGGUUAUCUAGUGGCCAGUGUUUUAGAUUUCGGCCAUAAAAUUGUAUAUAUAGAGUCUACAAAUAAAAGUUUUUUAAGAAAUUAACAUCGAAGAAUAUAGAAUUUCUGUAAUCCUCUUAUUCAAUCACUUAUGUAAAGGUUAAAUGUGAGAGAUACUGGCCAGAAGAAGGAAAGGCUGUGUUUGGUUCCAUAAAGGUUAGACUGGCGUCCACACAAGUUUUUGCUGACUACACAAUCAGGCAACUGGAGCUUAGAAAGGUGGCUACUGAAUUAUAAGAUUAUUACUUACAUUUUCAAUGCCGUAGAUAAAAUCUAAUACUCAUUAAUAAUAUUCCUUUUUCCUGUUCCUUUUAAGUUUCAGAAUAAAUCUACAUUCUCCUAAGAAAACACAUGUGUGUUAUUGAAGAAUAACAUGUUUUAUUAAAUACGUCUAGUACCAUUUAUUGUUUUAUUUUUGCAACUCUGAGUUAUUUAGAAAGAUGAACCCAUCCAUCAAAUGACCCACUUCCAUUUCACCUCCUGGCCAGACAAAGGAGUUCCGCUAACGCCAUGGAGUCUUGUAGAUUUUGAACAAAGGGUCGCAUCUGACCCUACGACAAGACCUGUAGUUGUACAUUGCAGGUUAGAUAACUGUAUGAUACAUGUUAGCCUGUUAGACAACUGUAUAAAAACUAUGCUACUCAUACCGGGCACAAACAAAGGCGAAGUUAAUACAAAGGAUAUUUUAAAAAAACACAUUAUAUAUUUUUUUAUAUUCCAGCGCUGGUGUUGGUCGCACUGGGACAUUUAUUGCUCUGUGUAAUGUUAUGAAAGAAGCAGAAGACACAGGUCGAAUCGACUUCUUUAAGACAGUUGUCAAAUUGAGACAAGACAGAGUCAUGAUGAUCCAAACCCCGGUAAAUUGACUCAGCUUAAUUUAACGUUUAGUGAACUCAUCAUAGAAAAAGCAAGUAAUGAAUUGUAAAUAAAAUCGUUCAUUAUAGGGAGAGAAACAAUUAAGGUUAUUUUAACAAGGCAUGAAACAAAACGUAUAUUUUAUGAAUCGUAUUUAAUUGUUUGCCAAAUAUUGAUAAUAUGCACAGAAAAAAUAGUCUAGGUUGAUAACAUCAACUAAGGCAUUUAUAAUAAACAUAUUAAGUCGUUGUACCUUUGAAUCAUUUUAUGAUUCUUUUUAAAUAUUUAGUUGUCAUAAAAAAAAUCAAAGAAAAAAAUUAUUUUAAAACUUUUCAUUUAACUGUUCAAAGUUUAGCAUCCUCAUGAAAGUAAUUAGGCUUAAACAUGGGUAUUCUACAUGUAUGCUUCACUAUACUGUAGGCUCAGUACGAAUUCUUGCACAGAGCAGCACAGGUGGCCAUAGUUUGUAUCGGAACAACGGUCACAUCAAGAGAUAUUACAGACAGGAUUCGAAUUCUGGGAGAGGAAGUUUUCAAAGGACGCACGAAAAUGGAGACAGAGUUUCAGGUAACAUCUGACAUCAUAAAAUAAUUUAGGCUUGAAUAUAAUUUCUGUGUUAAAUUGUAUGGAGUUUCUUCUCAGAAGUUAAAAGCACACCUUAAAUUCUAAAACUUCUGUAAUCUAAAAAAAAAAAAUAUUAAGAAAUCAAAUUUUAUUUGUAAUAUUAAAAACAAAUAGGCCGUGUGCUCGGUGAGUGGGGAUUUCACCAAACACAUUAAAGAUGUUGAGAACACAGAACAAGAAGCAAGUGUUUAUGAAAACAAUGUGAACAACACUGCCAUAGUAAAGAACAGAUUUCUUGAUAUUUUACCAGGUAUUUUUAUUCAAUAGGCAUAACUCAAUUCUUUUAAAACGUAAGUUUUUAUUCCAAUAAAAAUUUAUAAUAGCGGUGCUCUUUUUCAGCCUUGAAAUGGGUAGGCCCUGAGAUUUAACAAUGUAUCUAUUAUCACAUUAUAUUCCCUUGUGCCCAAAUAUAACUCUAAUAAGCUAAUGGCAUUUAUUUAUAUUGAUAAUUAUUUUUAAUUAAUUCAAAGAUAGUUUGACAUAAUUUGUCUUCUUCUUUUUCUUCUAUAUCUUAAGGGCCCACGAUCAAUUUAUUGAUCAUUUUGGCUCCUAUGCAUGUAGAUGGGAUUUGCAAUGUUUCUGUUACUGGUGGUGAUGAGGAAAUUAUGCACCAGGGGUUUGAAGGCUUGAGGCAAUAGACACAAAUGUGUCUAGUGUUGUCGCCUCAACUGUUCCUUUUGAAAGAUGGUUCCAGUCCCUGAUUGUCUUGGGCAGGAAUGAGCAGCUCCUAUACUGGCUUCUUGCUGGUAUGAGCCUGAAUUGCCUGUCUUUUUGGCUAUUAGUUUUAUGGUAUUGAGCUCCAAUGAGAUCGAACCUCUCUCUCUCACAAAACAUCGCCCCCUCCCACAUAAAAAAAGAAGAUUCAUGUACCUUUAACAGGUAUGUUUAUACAUGUUUAUUGUGAAAAUUGUUAUGGAGAAUUUACAUUUUAUAAUAAGAUAUACAUUGAAUUAACCUUGUUUGUCCUUUAAAAGAAAAGGCUUACAGUGCUCUACUGAUUCCCGACGAUAGCCAUUCAGGAGAUUACAUCAAUGCCGUCGUAGUUCCGGUAAUGUGGUUUAAUAUACGUUUCAUGGAAACAAAAUAUCAUUUAUAUUUUAUAUUUUCUUCUUUCAUUAGACAUUGCAACGACCUUACUUUACUAAGUCGCGGCCCCAAUACAAUGUUGCGGCCUUCUUACGUUGUCUACAGUUACGGCCUUCUCAAUACUUGACAUGUUAGGAUCUUCGUCCUUACACUUCAACACAUAUAGUUACGUUUACUGCACAGUCAGCAGACUCCACGUUGCCUAAGGGUUUACUACACUGUCUUAGUAUCUAUAUAUAUGUAUAUCACAACUCCAGCAUGGAAAUACAACAGUUAUUUAUUUACAGCAUCCAAUAGCAAUUCACAGUGACAACGUUCUCUGGCGAUAAUACUAACUCUCAACUUGUCUCUCUCUGGGCGUCGUCUCAAACAACAAGCUAUCAACUCCCGGCUCAGCUCUGGACUAAAGUGUCUCUCUAUCCUAGCACAAAUAACAACCAACCAAAACACAGCCCUUUUAUAUCCCUACAAAACACUCAGCAUACACUAACGUUCUACACCACGAGCCAACUUCACGCUCUGAUCUCACGAUCAACAACUGCCCCUAUCCAACAUUCACAACAAUCUAGUUCACAACAGACACACACGGUAAAAAUCUUUACUAAUCUAUAUUUAAACGUAUGAACUAAUUUUAUCCUUUUUGUCAUGUGGGUUUGUUAAUUUCUUGUGUACUUUCAAUUUAAGACAAUACAAAAUUAAAAAAAAAAAAAAUGUUAUUUCUGAAAAACUAAUGGAUUAUUUCACUAAAUCUUUGAUAAUUCUUAGAGUUUGAAAAAGAAAGACCAACAAGUUCUGACCCAACUUCCCCUUGCCACCACAGUUGUUGACUUCUGGAGACUUGUUAUGGACUAUAAAGUGUCACUUAUUGUAGAGUUUGAAUUUAACCUGCAGUCUACUGACCCGGUAAAUAUUAAUUAAAAAGUUAUACAACAAUAUGUAGAACUGCCAACGUCAAAAAAAAUGUAUAAAAGUUGAUAAUGUUCAAGAAAUGGAUCUGUGAGAAUUUGUAAAUAUGUUUCGUUAGUCAUUAUUUUCAUAAACUGUCUAGACUUAAAUGUGUGUUGCGUUUCCUAAGUCUAUUGCAGAUUAUCUCCCCUCUAAGUCAGGCGAGUCAUUAACAUUCGGAACCAAUGAAUUACGUAUAAUUUCUUCAAAGAAGUCCACUUUAUGGGAGGAGCUACAACUGUCAAUCAGGACAACAAAGAAAUCUACUCAUGUUACAUCAGUAAGUUUAACUAAUAUUACAGUUUUUUUAUUGCUAUACUUACCGAGUUACUUAUUUACUUUUACCUUUCACCAGCCAGGGGAAUAAGUCGUCUAUAAGAAUGUUCAAUUCAUCCUGGACAUGUGCUUACCCUUCCAGGUAUUUAAAGGUGCAUCCCAUAUCUGCCCAUAGCUCGCGUCUGCAUGUCUUCUUUUGGCUUCUUCUCUUCAUUUUACCCCUGGUUUCCCUGUUUGGGAUUGUCAGGUAGUGUUAUCUGGGGGUUGAAGAAGAGUUGCCAAAUCCAACUUCUGCUUUUCCUUAUGAUAACUUCAGUAAACUCUUCUUUUAAGUCCUUUCCAGUAAGUCUUUGCCGGUAAUGAUCAUAUUUUUUUCAUUUAAUGUUCAGGGUCUAUCUAUGUAAAGUGUUUUUGAAUGAAUGAACGUUCUACCUGAUUCUCGUUGUUCUUCUCCAAAGUUCGGCUAAAUAAAGUAGAACUGUUUUGACAAUUGUGUUUACAAGUCUAGCUUUGAGUUGCAGAGUUAGCUCCGUAGAAUCCCAUAUUUUAUGUAAAUACACAUUGGCUGACCUAGCCCUGAAAUCAGCUUCAAAUCAACCAUGUAUGUCAUUGGAAUUGCCAAAGUAUGUGGAGGCGUCCAUUUUUUGGUGCAUUAACUGCCAUAGAGAUAUGCUUUUGGUUGGCUAAGUUUACCUUAAUGACAUUGCUUUCUUUUAAUUAAACUAAAUUCGAGCUUUGCUUAAUGUUAACUCUAUCUCUUGUCUUUUCCUGUAUUCGUUGCUGGUUUUGGGACUGAAGUGCGAUGUCAUCUGCAAAGUCUAGUACAUUCAGUUGUUCUACAAUGUUGUUCAAUGUACACAAAUUCCUCUUUUUGUGUGUGGAUUCUUGUAUUAUCCAGUCAAUGACAAGGAUGACAAUGAAGGAGUCAAGAGACAUCCUUGUCGGGCUCCUGUUUCCCCUUUAAAAGGAAUCUGUGUGUCUCCAACUUGCAAGCUACGUCUUCAUACGAUCUCUAAAUGACCCUGACAAUUAUUUCCUAUAAUGCCGGAGUUGAAAUAAGAUUUGUCGGUAGAGGUUAUGAAAGAACUUUUUGAUUAGAUGAAUAAAAGAUAACGAAGUGGGUUGCAUUCAAUGGUCUGUUCUACAAUGAUGCAUAGUGUUGCAAUAUGGUAUGUGCUUAUCUGUUGUGGGGAGAAUCAAUCCUGUUAAUCUAGUACCGUAGAAGCCUUUCAUUAUAUUCAGAAUGAUUCUGCGAAAUAACUUUCCUGAAACUGACAGAAGUUAAAUGCCUCUGUAUUUUUCAAUUUUCCCGAAAUCCAUUUUGUUGGUAUAUUGAUGAGGUCCUCUUUCCAAUCUUUCGAAACUCUCUCCUUUCAAUAUCUUUAUAAUAGGGUUUGUAGCACUUUGAUUAUAAUAUCCGGUCUAGAUGCUUUCCAAAUAUUAAACUUCCAGGUCAAUUACAACGUGUUAGUGAUAUUUAAUUUUUGAGUUUGUGCUUGGCCGAUCCUAAUAAAACUUUGCAUGGGGAUGUUACGGACAUCUUUAUGUUUUGCCAUUUAUGUUUGUUCUGUUCCUCAUCUGUUUGGACUGGCAGUGCCUGGAACAUAUUUCUUAAGGCAACAAUAGAUUGCGGUCGUUUGUCAGAAGUUGCAUUUUAGUUGCCUUUCAGAUGGCUUUGAACAGUUUUUUUACACGUUUAGCUUGAGUUUUGCCCAAACAUUAUGAUGAUAAAAUGUAAUUUAAACUCUUCUUUUAGUGUGCACGUCAAGUUUUUCGCCAAUGCAUAUGUGGUCGAUUUUGUUUUCCGCUUUAUUAACAAGGACACAGACCAACGUUACUUCGUGGACAUUCUUAUGCAGGUAUACGUUCCCUAAUAAAGAGCUCAUUCGAUGUACAGAAGUCUGGCAGACUCUUGCCGUUUUCAUUUCUAACUCCUAAAUCAUGGCACAACGCAAUUUCUUCCAAUGAGCUUUUUUCUUUCCCAAUCACAGCAUUUAGAUAUCCCAUCAUGAUAUUUUGGUCUCUACGUGAAAAUUGUUCCAGUAUAGCUGGUAGUCUAUUGUAGACAUGUUAUUUCUUCAUCCUCCUUACUAUCAAUGUUAGAUUCAUAGUACUUUAUUAGAUUCAUAUCUAUUUACUUCAUCUUGGUUCGGAAAGGUGCUGUAAUAAUACUUGGACCAUGGGCUACACAUCCUAUCAAUUGUUCCAUCCGUGCAAUCAUGAAAGCGACUUCUUAUGUGUGUGGAGUAUCUUUCUCCAGGUGCCCUGUGUAUCUUAGUGUUUUGCCAAGGCAAAAGUUUAUUCUCCAUCAUUUGUCCAUUUUUUUUCACAUGCUGAGCUGCGUGAUCUUAUAAGGUGUCAUUUCUGCUGCAACCUGUGCUGAUUUCCCCGUUUCCCCACAAGAUCCUGACAUUCCUCGAGCAUAUACUUUCUGUAUUCAAAAUGAGGGUCAUCAGCUUUGAGGCGUCUAGUAUCACUGCGUUUUGCUGCAAUGUUUCAUAACUUGUCUUGUGCAAGCUUAGUAUCCUCCUAUCAACGCUAAAAUAUUUUUAUUUUUCUAUAUGCUUUUUCUUGUAUGAAUUAACAUAUUUAAAUAAACUGAAACAACAAACUCAGUAGUUCUACUCUUUUAGACUACUAUUGAAAGCGUUAUAAACUUCAACAUUUGAACACCGAUGAAUCUUCAGAAUACUUUUGUUUUCAUAACAAUCUAUCUUUUAGUAAGAAAUUUGUUGAAAAAAAAAAGACUUAAAUAAUUUCAAGCAACACUUUGACAACAAUAUCUAAUUAGGUUAUAUCUUAAAACGUAACGAACUUUUCAUCUUUAAUAAAAGUGAGGAUAGUUUCUUUAAUUAAAAAAAAAAUAAUUAAAAAAAUCAAAACAAAAAAAAAACAAUUCGAGACAAUUUCUGCCGUUAUCAACAGGUUGACCAGUUAAAAGUUUCUCUCUUGAAAUGUUUCUCAACUGAGCUGGAUGUCAAGAAUCUUCUACUUUUACUUAAACACAUCAGGUCGUGUAAGUCACCAGGAGAGGAAAGAGUUCUUUACAUGUGCAGGUAGAUCUUUAUAAACGCUUUUUUUUUUAAGUUUGAUAAUGAAGGAUUAGUAUUCUCCUUUUUUAAAAAUAUUAAAUAAAAGAAUAUUUUUUCACAAAAUAAUUUAAGAUCGGACCAUAUUUUAAAAACCUAGCAAAAUGUUACAAUAUGUUUUACAAUUUGCGCUACAGCUUGUUUGUCAAUAAUAAAAUAAGGCCGUAGCUAGAUGUUAAUAUAAUUCAUUAAACUAUAUUUAUAAUUGUUUACUUUGAUGUAGAGAUGGCGCCAAGUACAGUGGAUUGGCUUGUGUACUGACUUUGUUGUUGGACAGAAUGGACAAUGACCUUCGCUUGACCGUACCACUUGUUGUGGGAGCCAUUAAGUCUAUUAGACCACAGGUCAUCCCCACACUGGUAAUAAAGAUUACAUUGAUUAUAUUUUUUACACCUCUCAAAAUAAAAAAACCCCACAAUAAUCCAUUGCCCAUUAAAUUAAAUUAACAUAACUGUAUUACUUUAUAAUAAUUCAUAAAAUAUCUUAUAUUGUGUGGUUGAUUAAUUUCAAAAGUAGUAUAUCAUUUUCACUGUAUUAGGUCUAAAACACUUAGGUACUAUGUUUUUGCAAAAAGUCAAUGGGUGAUAUUUAUUUAACUCUCUAUUUUGUCCUUUGUCAACCAGGAUCAGUACAGAAUACUCUACCAAGUGUUACAUCGUUACACUGAGUCUACGUCAUCCUACACUAACUUUGGAGACUAUCAGCAG